This is a messenger RNA of Rhizophagus irregularis DAOM 181602=DAOM 197198, 1566 nucleotides long. RefSeq lists its product as uncharacterized. The record is from RefSeq and is a predicted model, not a curated record. Lineage: Eukaryota; Fungi; Glomeromycota; Glomeromycetes; Glomerales; Glomeraceae.
AUGUCAUGCUCGAAAAUAUUUUCAGGAGAUCUACCUGAAUUGAUAUAUGAAAUCAUCAAAUAUUUACAGAAUGAUUAUUCAACUUUGUAUUCAUGUGUUUUAGUUAAUAGAUUAUGGUGUCGUUUAGCGAUCCCAUUAUUAUGGGAAAAUCCAUUUUCAAUUCGUACUAGAAACUAUAAUUUUAUUGAAGUUUAUUUGUAUAAUUUGAAUGACCAUUUAAAAACAAAAUUAAAUGAGUAUCAAAUUAUUGAUAAUUUAUUACCCUCAAUUACACUUUUCAAUUAUCCGAGUUUUUUAAAGUAUAUAAGUAUAUACAAGGCUAUUAAUUCAGUUGCUGAAUGGUGGUAUGGAGUUUUAAAACUCAGAAAUAGAUAUUUUAUACAAGAUAAUUUUGGUGAAUUAGUAUGUAUGUCACUAUUCAUAAUGUUUAUUGAAAAUAAAGUAAGCUUACAUACUCUUGAAGUUGGGAUAAGCACUUCUUACAGCACAUAUAAUGAUAAUGUACUUGAGUUAAUUUUACAAAAUCCAAAUUUCAUUUAUAAUAUUAGAAAUUUAAAAUUUUCCAUUUCAAGUUCUAGUGAUAAUACACUAAUUAAAAAUCGUAUAUCACAAUUAAUUAAUUUACAAAAAAAUCUUAAAAAAAUAUUAUUCGGUUCUAAUAGUCUUUUUAUGUAUCAAUCAUUAUUAUUAUCAAAAGAAUCUAAUUGUUCAAAUACCUUAAAUACAAUCAUUUUCCAUUAUGUCAAUUUCAAAGGUAUAAAUAAUUUAGUUGAAGUAUUUGAAAGGUUGAAUGUUUUAGAAUCUGUUCAUAUCAUGUAUUGCUAUUCUUUAGAUACUAGUUUUGUUCAACAAAUUAUUAAUCUAACUAAAUCAUUUAAAUUAAAAUCUUUAUUCAUAAAUGAGAUUUCACAAAUUGAAUCGUUAAAUUUAUUAUUGCAAAAAUCUGGUAAUUAUUUAGAAAAUUUCGGAUGUGGAGGCAUUAUUACUAAUUUUAGUCAGUCAUUUAAACGACAAAUAUUAGAAUUAAUUAUAAAAUAUUGCAAAAGUAUCAAGUUUUUUGAUAUGUAUAGAAUUGAGAACCAUACUAUUUCUCAAAUCAUAUUCAAUUUAAUCGAAAAUAUUAAGCAAAAUCUUAAUUACCUUACAAUCCGUUUAUGGAAUUAUCAAGAUAGUAAUAUCAAUUUAAUAAUAUUACAAGAUUUAGGACAAACACUUCCUCCUAAAUUAGAAUAUUUAAGUUUGGCUCUUAACAUUAAGGCAAUUGAUUUUAAAUUAUUCUUGAAAAGUUCUCAAGAUACUUUCUUCAAGAAAUUGGUAAUUAGUAAUGUAAGACAAGAAGAUGGUAAUUAUAUUGAUAUUUUACCUUAUGUAAAAGAAUAUAUUAUGAAGAAGAAAAGAGCUAAAUAUUUGGCUAUCAAGAAUACUUUCACUGUAAGAUGGGAGAGAAUCAUAGAUUUGUUUGAUUUGAAAGAUGAAGUGAUGGAAUUUAAGUCACAUAAUAUUAAAGUUCUUAAUUAUAUUAAUUUAUCUACUGAUAUUUAUAGAUUUUUAAAUGAAAUUAAUUAA